Salvelinus fontinalis (brook trout) is the source of this 3927-nucleotide messenger RNA. RefSeq names its product serine/threonine-protein phosphatase CPPED1-like. The transcript has 6 exons. Lineage: Eukaryota; Metazoa; Chordata; Actinopteri; Salmoniformes; Salmonidae. Bases 2159 to 2971 code for a protein of 270 amino acids. Gene Ontology annotation, molecular function: hydrolase activity. The record is from RefSeq and is a predicted model, not a curated record.
UGGCUAGCUGUAGUUAGUUAACUGUACAGGCUGACUAACAUCCAUCUGUUUUAAAAUGUUGUAUUCCCGACUGGUUAAUAUAAAGGAUACAUAGUUACGAAUAUGAAUGCUAAAUUAACCCAUCGAGUAACCCAACUAGCUAGCUAUCUGUGCUACACGUGAACGACUUUCCCGAGACGUGUCAUGUUGUUUACAAAAAUUGCUGUUUAGCCUUUUGCCAUUUACUCUGCUUUUCCGAGAUGAGUGUCAGAACAACACUUCUCAUCUGUUCGAAUCUGCUCAGCUAUAAACUAGCCUUUUCAUCAAUUCAGUCAAAUAAUACUUUCAACUCAUGAAAUAUAGCUAGCCCUUGAUUUUGAAGAUUGAUUUACAAAUGCCUAACGUUAGCUGUAAAUGUGAGUUGCAUUAUUGCCGUUUACCUUAUCAUAACCCCAAAACGCGUCUCUGCCCAAAUGCAAUGGCCUAUUACACGUGUUAUGUUGUAUGGAAGACUUAGUAAACACAUUAUGAAUACCUCAGUCUUUUUUUUAUUUAUUAUAUAGGCCUAUUUUAGGAUUGGCUGGUGAUAGGAAAUCAGUCACUGUCUAUUGUAGACCUUUGACCAGUGAACCGACUGGGCUGAAUGGCUCCAUUUCUGGCCAAGCUUACAGACUGAGGAAUUUGAUUGUUUAACAACUAAUCAGAUUCACAGACGCUCUUCCUCUCACAGCCUAGCCCAUUCAUAGACACUAAUAGCCCUUGAUCAUGUCACACAGUUCCAUACAUUACACAUAAGUGAUUGUGUAAUGACUCCAACACCAUCAUUAAGUUUGCCGGUGACACAACAGUGGUAGGCCUGAUCACCGACAAUGACGAGACAGACUAUAGGGAGGAGGUCAGAGACCUGACCGUCUGGUGCAAGGACAACAACCUCUCCCUCAACGUGAUCAAGACAAAGGAUUUGAUUGUAGACUACAGGAAUUGAAGAACUGAGCACGCCCCUAUUCUCAUGGACGGGGCUGUAGUGGAGCAGGUUGAGAGCUUCAAGUUCCUUGGCGUCCACAUCACCAACAAACUAACAUGGUCCAAGCACACCAAGACUGUUGUGAUGAGGGCACGACAAAACCUAUUCCCCCUCAGAAGGCUGAAAAGAUUUGGCAUGGGUCCUCAGAUCCUCAGAAGGUUCUAAGAUCCUCAGAAGGUUCUACAGCUGCACCAUCGAGAGCAUCGUGACGGGUUUCAUCACUGCCUGGUAUGGCAACAGCUUGGCCUCCGACCGCAAGGCACUACAGAGGGUAGUGCGUACGGCUCAGUACAUCACCGGGGCCCAGCUUCCUGCCAUCCAGGACAGGCGGUGUCAGAGGAAGGCCCUAAAAAAUGUCAGACUCCAGCCACCUUUGCCAUAGACUGUUCUCUCUGCUACCACACAGCAAGCAGUACAGGAGCGCCAAGUCUAGGUCCAAGAGGCUUCUAAACAGCUUCUACCCCCAAGCCAUAAGACUCCUGAACAUCUAAUCAAAUGGCUACCCAGAUUAUUUGCAUUGCCCCCCCCCCCUUUUAUGCUGCUGCUACUCUCUGAUGUUAUCUAUGCAUAGUCACUUUAAUAACUCUACCUACAUGUAUAAAAUUUGAUUUGAUUUGGACGAAGGACAAAGCAAUUUGGACGAAGCAAUCUGAACAUUAACGUGUCUCUUGCUGUAUGGUUUUGGAAGCAUAAGGACCUUAUCUUUCAUAUCAGAGAGAAAUAAUAAUUAAGAAAAGGUUAAAUUGAUACACACCAUGAUAAAGUUAGGGUUAGUGUUCCCACACUGCCAUGUCUCCAUGUUACAGCACUUACGGAAGACAGACAGAUGGAAGACAGAGAUGAAAACCUGCGCUAAUUAGCUAUCGAGCGUGCUCGCACACGUGUGUAAGCGUAACUGGGUGGAAAGUGUAGUUCUUUGCUCGAGGCACACACAGCCAUAUGGAUCUGUGCAAACCUGCUACAGGAAACAGGACUGACAACAACCAUUACAUUAGUGCAGGCUUUUUCUUCAGACCCAAUACCAACACCAGAUUCAACUAAUCAAGAACCAAUACUAACACACCAGAUUCAACUAGUCAAGGGCUUGAUGAUGAACAGAAGGAAUGGAGAGGCCCGUUCUGCUUCAUCCAGGCUGCAGAUCCCCAGCUGGGUCUGAUGAAGACCUGGAGGCAGGGGGACUGUGACGGAGGAGGGGACGAGUGGACCGAUGAGGUCCAGCUGACCCAGCAGGCUGUGGAGGCCGUCAACAAGCUGAGCCCCAGGCCUAAGUUUAUGGUGCUGUGUGGGGACCUGGUUCAUGCCAUGCCAAGCACCCAGUACCGGGAGGGGCAGGAGCGGGACUUGAAGGUGGCUCUGAGGGGCACAGACCCCUCCAUCCCUCUGGUGUUUGUCAGUGGUAACCAUGACCUGGGUAACACACCCACCCCGGAGACUGUAGCCCAGUUCUGCAACGCCUGGGGAGAUGACUACUUCAGCUUCUGGGUUGGAGGGGUGCUGUGUCUGGUGCUGAACUCCCAGCUGUUCUUUGAUGCGUCGGCCUGCCCCGACCUAAGAGAUGCCCAGGAAGCCUGGUUAGAGGGCCAGCUGCAGAGGGCCUCUCAGGGGCCUGGGGUCACCCCCAAACACGUCCUGGUGUUCCAACACAUCCCUCUGUACUUAAAGACCCCCGACGAGGAGGACGACUACUUUAACCUGCAGACCGCCACAAGGCAGAGCCUCCUAGGCAGGUUCAAACGGGCAGGAGUGAAGGCGGUGUUCUCUGGCCACUACCACCGUAAUGCGGGGGGGCUCCACAAUGGCCUGGACAUGGUGGUGAGCUCCGCUAUAGGCUGCCAGCUGGGAGAGGACACCCACGGGGUCAGGGUGGUGGUAGUGACCGCCGACCAGGUCAUCCAUCGCUACCACAGCCUGGAGCAGCUCAGUAGGCGGGGCAUGGACGAGGACCUCAGGAAACUACUGCAGGCCUGAGCCAAUCAGAGAAGAGGGGACACACAGGAACAGAAUACCAGGGCCCGAUUCAUAAAGCAUCUCAGAGAGAAGUGCUGAUCUAGGCCCCUCUUUUUAUUCCUUAUGAUUUAAAAGGCAAAACUGAUCCCUACAUCAGUACUGCUUCUCUGACUCCUAAUACAGGCUCAGAACACCAGACAGUGGAGAGGAAGUCUGUCAAUCAUCUUAAGACCUGUAGCCUACUGUGAAUAAGCACCAACCCAUUGUAUUGUACAAGGUCAUCAGUCGCAGAAUGUGCUGGAUUUACCUUACUCCAGAGAGAGAAAAACUGUUCUGUUGUCAUAAGUUACUCUUGUCAAGAAUAUCCUAGUUAUGACUAUCUCUAAGGUCUACAAAGACACUGUCUGUAACACUCAUUGUGCAAACUAACCCAAUGAGCAUGUCCUGUGUUAGUCAUGUCUUUUUUAUAUCAAGCUUGUGAAAUUGCUUGGGGGAGAAUGUUUGUCUAGUCUAGUUGCAGCAGCACUGAAUGUCUUUACUGACAACGGGUACUAGUAUGACUCUAUAGCCCUGAAACGACUCCCUGUUGCCCUGUAUGAAUAUUUUCAACCCCACUCACCCAAUCCUCGACGCAACAAAUUGUCAUGGCAACAGCAGCUGCGCUCGUUGGACAGGCCUUAUGGUGGUGAUGGGUGGGCCAACAACAACAUGAUGACCUCUGCAAUGAAAACACUGUAAUGGGAGAAACAACUUCAGUUUACAGCAACAUCCUGUCUGUGAAUGUGAUGUUCCCUACUAUGUAUGAGAUAUCUUCUUGACCUGAUUGAGAAUUUGUUAUAUUAGAUUUGUGAAUUGAUUUAGUACUUAAGUUGGGGUAUGGUCAGGAUGAUUACAUUAGUUUAGUUUCUUUACUCGCACUACAAUUAAAUGUCAUGUUCUGUUUUUUUAAUUUUAUGAAUAAACAUUGAUUUAAACUA